GUGUAAUAUUAAUUUGUUAAUUUGGUAUAUUAGUAAAUAUUGCCCAAAAUAAAAAGCCCUAAACUAAUAAGCAAACCGGCGGCCCAUUUCCCAAUCCGUAAAUCCUCAGCCCAAAUUAGCCGUGCAUCUCCUCCGUCUUUCCUCAGAGUGUCCCUCUCUGCUCAGAAAUCGUUCUCGCCCUCCUCUGCUCUGUCGCCGCCAGAAAUUUUUCUCCCAGUCAAUUCAGAGAAUAUUUAAUUCAAAGCGCUUGAUUUUGAAAUCAAGCAAGCUUAAAAUGAGUAUCUAUAUGAACCGGUUACUCCCCCGAUCAAAUACUAGUUUUCUCUUACGCAAUGGAAAUGCCCUACAAGCUAAAGUUUUGCGCUUGAGGGAAGAAACGUUCAUGGUGGAUUCUGGAGUUGGGCCCCCCAAAAUUUGCACACGAGAUGAGCUGACUCGGGUCCCAGUGGAUGGAUCAACCAGGUUUGAGAAUGUGGUCGGUUACGUUGAUGUUAAGGCUGGUGAGUCACAGAUUAAGAAGCAGAUGCUGGAGAGGUUCUUCGUGGAUGUUGUAGCUGGUGAAUCGCAAAUCAAAGAGCGAGCUGCUGCGAGGUUCAAUGAUAUGGUUGGAUCAAUGGCUGGUGAAUCGAUUGUUCUUCCAAGGAGAUUCAGACAGAACCGAGCUUGGCUUGAACUGAACAAGAUGUCGCGAACGAAUGCCAAGGUCAAAGGCUUUAUUGUUGAGAAAGUAAGAGGUGGUUAUUCAGUAGCCAUUGCUGGUUUCAUCGCUUUCCUUCCAUUUCGUGUUAUGAUGAAUCAGAAGCUAAAUGAUCGAUUCACCAUUGAGAGCAUUAACCCCAAAAGUAAGCAGAUUGUGGUGUUUUUUUAGAAAACCAAAAAUACAUUAAACAAAUUAAGCAGAAAUUGCUGUAUUUUUAUUUUCUUAGCUCUUAAGCAUUUCUCCUAACAUUAAUUGGCUUACAUUGAUUGUUGUUCUGAAUAAGGGUUUGUAUUAUUUGCUUGGUUUAUAUGUUUGAACUAUUUUACUA
Messenger RNA from Cannabis sativa, 1028 nucleotides. Its product is annotated as small ribosomal subunit protein bS1m. The record is from RefSeq and is a predicted model, not a curated record. The transcript is spliced from 2 exons. The coding region runs from base 275 to 868 and encodes 197 amino acids. Lineage: Eukaryota; Viridiplantae; Streptophyta; Magnoliopsida; Rosales; Cannabaceae.